Molecule: messenger RNA, 897 nt
Organism: Mizuhopecten yessoensis (Yesso scallop)
Lineage: Eukaryota; Metazoa; Mollusca; Bivalvia; Pectinida; Pectinidae
Exons: 2
Coding region: 1-897 (298 amino acids)
Source: RefSeq, a predicted model, not a curated record
AUGGGUGUUCAUUGCACGAUCAUUGGCUGUUCCAACGAGAGUGGGAGGUGUCAAGCUCCCUUCUUUCGACUGCCAGUUGUAAUCACAAACCAGGACGAGAAAACUGAAGAGUUGUCCACAAAAAGACGAAGACUUUGGCUAUCCAGGAUCAGCAGGGCAGAUCUAACCGAGAAGUCAUACCCCUAUGUUAGGGUGUGUUCAGAGCACUUUGUCAAUGGCAAGCCGUCAGCUCUCUAUCCAGGAGUCAGUAUAGACUGGGCACCUUCUCUGAAGCUGGGCCACCACAAAGUAACCACUCUGACUUUGCUAACCCCUCUACGUGGUACCAGAAUCAAACAACGAGAGGAAAAGAAGAAGAAUUUGAAAGCUGCACAAUCACUUCUUCAACUUUUCAACCAGUGUCGACAAGAUGAAGUGCAGGUUACAUAUGUUACAACACAGGAUCACCCUGUGGUAACAAGUGACUGUGUCCAACAUGUACAGACAGAACUGUCUUCUAGUGUAGUAAGUGCUAUAGAAAGUGACUAUAACAGAAUCACUGUGGAGAGUGUUGAACUAAAACAGAAACUUGCAAACAUGACAAUAACUGCAGAAGGGUUACAGGGAAAUGAUGACAGGGUUAAAAUGUUGACUGGAAUCGCCACAUUCCAAAUUAUCAUGACUUUAUUCACUUUCUUGGAAACAUCACUUCAUUCAACCCACAGCAGUGCUCUGACCAAGUUUCAGCAGAUGAUGGUUGUCCUUGUCAGACUGAAGUUAGCCUUCCCGUGUCAAUAUUCGGCUGAAAUAUUUCAAGUUACUCCGAGCACCAUUAGCAAGGUAUUUUUGAAUUGUUUAAAUGUAAUGUUUGUGAAAACGAAACCACUGAUCUACUGGCCGCAAAGGGAGGAGCUAUAG